AUGAAAUUUGACGACUACAUUCAGAAGCGUAUUACUAUCUUUGAUCGAAAACUGGCUGAAUAUAAUGAAAAGAUAAAGAAUCUCUCUAAACUUCCCAUUCACAUAAUUACCAAAUUUGGUAAUUUUGAUGGAACGGCUUAUGAGACUACUCCUUUUGUUAUCUCUAAGCAUUUAAACCCACAACAUCAAGAGUUUAUUGUGGCUAAAGUAGAUGGUCUUCUUUGGGAUGCCCACCGACCUCUAGAAGCAAGUUCCUCUUUGGAGUUUUUGAGUUUUGAAGAUAAGGAAGGCCGACAAGUAUUCUGGCACUCUUCCGCUCAUGUUUUAGGUGAGGCCUGUGAGAGUACUUAUGCCUGCCAUCUUUGUCUAGGACCACCGACCGACUCGGGAUUCUUUUAUGAAAUGAGUAUGGACCGAACAGUAACACCUGAAGAUUAUGCCAAGUUGCAGAAAGCAAUGAAAGCAGCUACAAAGGAUAAACAACGGUUUGUACGUUUGGAAUUAUCUAAGGCUGACUUACUAGACAUGUUUUCUGAGAACCCGCUUAAGUUAGAACUUAUUCAAACUAAAGUAGAGGAGAAGAGUACGGUUUAUCGUUGUGGUCCUUUAAUUGAUUUCUGUUUAGGCCCACAUAUUCCUGGAACUGGAUACAUUAAGGCUAUUGAAGUAACUCAUCAUAGUAGUUCCUUCUUUUUAGGCGAUUCAUCACGACCGGUCUUACAACGUAUUUACGGCGUAUCUUUCCCCAGCACUCAACUCAUGAAAGAGCAUUUAUUGCGCUUGGAAGAGGCCAAGAAGAACAAUCAUCGGCGAAUUGGUACGGAAUUAGAUCUGUUCUUCUUCUCACCAAUGAGUCCUGGUUCGUGCUUCUUCUUGCCUAAAGGAGCUUUUAUCUACAAUUCAUUGAUUGCUCUGAUUAAGGAAAAUUACCGGAAACGAGACUUCAAAGAAGUGAUUACUCCUAAUGUCUUCACCAAUGAACUUUGGAAGACAAGUGGGCAUUGGGCCAAUUAUAAGGAUGAUAUGUUUUGUUUCUCGGCUGAUAAUACGGAAAUGGCCUUAAAACCCAUGAACUGUCCUGGGCAUUGUUUGCUUUUCAAACACUUAUCUUGUUCCUAUCGUGAUUUACCCUUAAGAAUUGCUGAUUUUGGUGUCUUACAUCGUAAUGAGAUCUCAGGGGCCUUAACUGGUCUGACUCGAGUCCGAAGAUUCCAACAGGACGAUGCCCAUAUCUUUGUGCAAACUAGUCGAGUGGCCGAAGAGAUUCUUUCGGCUUUGGACUUCCUAAAGGAAAUCUAUGCCGUACUUGGCUUUACUUAUGCCGUAGCACUUAGUACCCGGCCGAGCAAGUACUUAGGAGAAGCUAGUGUUUGGGACCAGGCUGAGUCCCAACUUAAAUCAGCUUUGGAUCUAGCCGGAGUGCCUUGGACUCUUAAUGAAGGCGAUGGGGCGUUUUACGGGCCUAAAAUAGACAUCUCAAUUAGUGAUGCCUUGGGUCGUCAACACCAGUGUGGGACGAUUCAACUGGACUUCCAAUUACCGCAACGGUUUAACUUGACUUUCCGGAAUGCUGAAGGUAAGAUGGAACAACCAGUGAUGAUUCAUCGUGCUAUUCUAGGUAGUGUUGAACGAAUGUCUGGAAUUCUACUGGAACAUUUCAAAGGCCGUUUACCUCCCUGGCUUAAUCCAAACCAAGUAGCCAUCAUUCCCGUUACGCCUAACGAAAUACCGUAUGCUCAUAAGACAGCUCAACUCUUGACCGGUUUGGAAGUCUUCGUGGAUAGUUCCGAAAGUACAUUGGCUAAGAAGGUGCUUAAUGCUCAGAAACAGAAGUUCUCAUUUAUUGCGGUAGUUGGUCCUAAAGACGUAUCGGCCCAAACUCUAGCCAUUCGUAACUUAGUGCCUGACCAGGCCGCAACUACUAUUCCAGCUGCAGCCGCCGCCACUAUCAUUCGAACCACGGUCGAGCACCGCGAUAUUUCCACGGACAAGACUCAUACGUACUUGGCCCCGACGCGGCAACUACCAGUUUCCGUUUCUAUUGCCAUGCAGUGCAUCAACCAAUUCUUCCAUGAUAUCAAAAAACGGACUUUUGAUUUACUUCAUAAGAUCAAGAAAUAG
Messenger RNA from Nematocida homosporus, 2121 nucleotides. RefSeq names its product threonyl-tRNA synthetase. The record is from RefSeq and is a predicted model, not a curated record. The coding region runs from base 1 to 2121 and encodes 706 amino acids. The transcript has a single exon. Gene Ontology annotation, cellular component: cytoplasm. Lineage: Eukaryota; Fungi; Microsporidia. Gene Ontology annotation, molecular function: ATP binding; threonine-tRNA ligase activity. Gene Ontology annotation, biological process: threonyl-tRNA aminoacylation.